GUAAGACAAAAUGCGACAAAUGCGAUAAACGCAGAUUUGUUUAGUAAACAAAGUGCCAAAAAAUUUAUAAACAGUCAGCAAAACUCACUUGAUCAAAUAAAGUAUUUAUUGACAAAAACCAUUGUCCUCCCUUACACGCAUUUAAUGUGCCG
Messenger RNA from Racocetra persica, 152 nucleotides. Lineage: Eukaryota; Fungi; Glomeromycota; Glomeromycetes; Diversisporales; Gigasporaceae. The record is from the annotation of a GenBank genome assembly.